Messenger RNA from Phasianus colchicus (ring-necked pheasant), 1306 nucleotides. It is a transcript of the gene FOXI2, whose product is annotated as forkhead box I2. The record is from RefSeq and is a predicted model, not a curated record. Gene Ontology annotation, molecular function: DNA-binding transcription factor activity, RNA polymerase II-specific; RNA polymerase II cis-regulatory region sequence-specific DNA binding. Lineage: Eukaryota; Metazoa; Chordata; Aves; Galliformes; Phasianidae. Gene Ontology annotation, biological process: cell differentiation; anatomical structure morphogenesis; regulation of transcription by RNA polymerase II.
GGCAGGCGGCUCGGUGCGGUGCCGGGAUAGGCUCGGUGGUGCCGGAGCAUGCACGCCUUCGGGCCUCCGUCCGAGCCGCCCCGAGCCCGGGAGCUGUUGGACGCGGCUCUCCGCCCGCCCGCCGGCGGCCCCUACGCGUGGCUCGGCGGCCCCGCCGCCCCCUAUCCGCCCGCCGUUCCGUUCCCACCGCCGUGCCCAGAGCGGGGCUGGACGUCGCCGCUCCCGCAGCACGAGGGUCCGCGCCCGGCACGGCCGCCCUACUCGUAUUCGGCGCUUAUCGCCAUGGCCAUCCACAGCGCGCCGGGCCGACGGAGGACCCUCAGCCAGAUCUAUCAAUACGUGGCCGAGAAUUUCCCUUUCUACAAGAAGAGCAAGGCGGGCUGGCAGAACUCCAUCCGACACAACCUGUCCCUCAACGACUGCUUCAGGAAGGUCCCGCGGGACGAGGAUGACCCGGGUAAAGGCAACUACUGGACGCUGGACCCCAACUGCGAGAAAAUGUUCGAUAACGGCAACUUCAGGAGGAAGAGGAAGAGGCGUCCCGAGGCCGGAGACAGCGGUGGGGCUGCGGGGGGCCCCUGUGUGAGCGCAGCCCCCGGGCACGGCGAGAUGCACUGAGGUGGAGGAGGAAGGAGUGUUUUUGUGAUGUGUAACUCCCCCUGUUAGAUGCUGAAAGGAAUCACCAUGGGGUGAGCUGGAUGGGAGGCUGGCUUUUCCUCCCCCUUGACAAGAGCAGCCUGUCCCAGCCCUGCCUGCUGACCUCCUGCUCUGUGGAUGCCCGAGGUGCCUUCCUCUCCUCUGUCCAGGUGUGCAGCUGGGAUGCCCUCACUGCAAGGCACAGCUCUCAGAUGUGGUUGGGGUGGUGUUGGGCUCACUGAGUGGGGAGGGACAGUGGGACAUGCCCCUGGAGCUGGGCUUGGCGUGUGGGGCAGCCAGCCCCACAUCCUCUGUGGCAUUUCUGAAUAAAACCCCUUUAUUUUCUCAAACACAAAAGAUGAUCUUUGUGUCAGCCCGUGGAGCUGAUGAUAAUUUAUCCAAAGAAUUUCAGAUUUAAUCGAGCAUCCAAAAUGAUGCCGGAUCCCUGCUGAGGAGCUCUUUAAUUGCUGGGUUUGCUGCUGGCCCCCACGAUGAGUGUUUGCAGGGUGCUGACAGCCUGCGGUGCGCGUGUCCCCGUGCAGACCGAGCUGUUUGUUUAAAAUGCCUCUGGUUUACCCACUUUGUCACACAGACACAGAGUUUCUGUAUUUUUAUGAAGCCUCAAAACAAUGCGACAUCUGCAUUUGUAUUAAAUAUCUGAAACAAGAGG